CGACUGCUAGCAGUCGUUAGCAGCAGCAGCAGCUCCCACUCACUUCUCUCUCCCUAAUCAGCGCGGAUCCCUGUUCUUCUCCGCUUGUUUUAGGCACAGGAGGUCUUCACUCAGACCCCCACCCCUGCAAGUCACCUGUCCGACCCGACAGGUCAUUUCCCGCAGCUUUCUUUCCAUCGAGCGCAUGUCCCGCUAGCGGGGAGCUAACGGCUAGCCGCGGCUCCGAUGACAACAGAGAGAAGGGGCAUCCCCUGAACAUGGACACGUGACCGCGGGGCCGCCGACAGUUCCAGGAGUGUGACGUUGUGAAGGUGUCGGAGAGAGUCACCUGCGCCCCGGUCGGACUCCGCCCCUCACUCUCAGCAUGCUGACGGCAGCCAUGCUGACCUAGGACCUGGAUGCUGCGGCGAGUUUGAGUUGUGUGAACCCGGCGCAGGCAACACCAUGUCAGACAACCAGGCCAACAACAACAACAACAUCCCUCCUAACAACAUGGGGCCCAACAGGAACCGGAACCCCAACAUCAACCAGAACCCGCUCAUCAAUGUCAGGGACCGCCUCUUCCACGCCCUCUUCUUCAAGAUGGCUGUCACUUACGCCCGCCUCUUCCCCCCGUCCUUCAGGAGAGUCUUUGAGUUCUUCGUUUUGCUGAAGGCGCUCUUCGUCCUCUUCAUCCUGGCCUACAUCCACAUCGCCUUCUCCCGCUCCCCCAUCAACUGUCUGGAGGCGGUGAGGGAGCGCUGGCCCCGCGACGGCAUCCUGCGGGUGGAGAUCCAGAGGAACUCCAGCCGGGCCCCGGUCUACCUGCAGCACUACGACCCCGCCGACGUCCAGGAGGAGCUGGGAGGAGCCGUGCCGGCGCUGACCCUGGCGGCGCUGCAGGAGGAGGACGAGGAAGAGGAGGAGAUGACUGUGGAGAUGUUUGACAACAACUCAGUGCAGUUUGAGCUGGACAUCGAGCCCCGUCUGAAGCCGUCUCUGAUUGGAGGAGGUGUUGGAGGAGGAGCAGCAUCAGCAGGAGUAAACGACAGCCAGGACGUGUCCUUCAGCCAGACCAGUAAAGUGUGGCCUCAGGAGGAGUACAUCGUGGAAUAUUCCCUGGAGUAUGGCUUUCUGCGGCUUUCCCAAACCACCAGACAGAGACUCAACAUCCCCGUCAUGGUCGUCACUCUGGAUCCCACCAAGGAUGAGUGUUUUGGAGACGGCUUCAGUCGCUUCUUGCUCGAUGAAUUCCUGGGCUACGACGACAUCCUGAUGUCCAGCGUGAAGGCGUUGGCUGAGAACGAGGAGAACAAAGGGUUCCUGAGGAACGUGGUCUCUGGAGAACACUACCGCUUCGUCAGCAUGUGGAUGGCCAGGACCUCAUACCUGGCCGCCUUCGUCAUCAUGGUUAUAUUUACUCUGUCGGUCUCCAUGCUGCUCAGAUACUCUCAUCACCAGAUCUUCGUCUUCAUCGUGGAUCUUCUGCAAAUGCUGGAAAUGAACAUGACCAUCGCCUUCCCAGCAGCCCCUCUACUGACUGUCAUCCUGGCCCUUGUAGGUAUGGAGGCCAUCAUGUCGGAGUUCUUCAACGACACCACCACCGCCUUCUACAUCAUCCUCAUCGUGUGGUUGGCUGAUCAGUACGACGCCAUCUGCUGCCAUACCAACACCAGCAAACGCCACUGGCUCAGGUUCUUCUAUCUGUACCACUUUGCCUUCUACGCCUACCACUACCGCUUCAAUGGUCAGUACAGCAGCCUGGCACUGGUCACAUCCUGGCUCUUCAUCCAGCACUCCAUGAUCUACUUCUUCCACCACUACGAGCUUCCUGCCAUCCUGCAGCAGAUCCGGAUCCAGGAGAUGCUCCUGCAGAACCAGCAGGGGGGUCAGAACCAGAACCAGCAGGGGGGCCCCAACCAGCAAACGGGCCAGAACCAGACGGCUCUGCAGGACAACCUGAACAACAACGGUGCGGCCGCUGCCGGCGCAGAACCCACCGAUUCCCCCCAACCGGGGUCCGGCACUGGAGCGCCCCCCCCGAGCCCCCAGGCCCAGCCCUCCGCCUCCUCCCCGUCCCCGGCAGCACCAGGGGGGCCCGGGGAGCCCAGGGCGGAGCUGAACUGGGUCGCUCAGACAGCAGCCAUCAUCACCGGAGCUCUCACCUCCAGCAUCGACCUGGGGGGAGGAGCAGGAGGAGCAGCCGGGGGGUCAACGGAACGAGGAGGACCGGUGGGGGCGGCCGAGGCCUCAGACGCAGCAGCAGCAGCAGCAGCAGGAGCUGCAGAUCCAAACAUUGUUCCGGUAGAAGUGAAGCCUGCAGAAGGAGGCGGGGCCGACACGCCCACGGGGCGGGGCCUCCAGGGGGCGGGGCCUCCAGAGACGGAGACACACACAGACUGCCCCCCCCCACAGUGCUCAGGUACAGACUGUGACCUCAGAGUACCCGAGGAACAGCAGAGCUCGGCCUCCUGAGACGACAGCUGCGCUGACGUGAUCCCACCCGUGUGAGCUCAGUCUGUCAGCCGAUCAAGAUCAUUGAUCUGCUUUCUCCCUACAUCAGAAACCACACCCCCAUAUCUGAGUGAGUCCAGAGUCGGCCGGUCGGAGGGCCGGCGCCCUCUGGAGGACGGCAGAUGGAAACUUUUAUGAACCGAUGUGACAGUCAUGUGACCUGGGAACAGAAAUGUUUGGUGUUUCUGCCUGGAAGAAAGUCCCAGAAUUGAUCCUCAUGAUUGAUCAGGGCUGCAACUGAUCAUGUUCUCAGUUUUGUAUCAUAAAUGCCACAAGAGUAAAGAUCCUAUCGGAAGGUUAUAUGUCAAUAGCCAGUAACCCCCAUAACAGGAGGCAUUAUUGAUGAGGUGUGUGUGAUCAGUAAGGUACAAGGAGGAUGUUGAGAUUCUUCUGGCUGCUGGCAUUUCAGACACUGUAAGACUGAUUGAUGAGUCAAAGCUGUAGGUUCUGAACUCCACCGAUCAAUUAAAGUGAUCGCAGACAGCCGGAGUAUUGAGCUGACUGGUGUUGAAUCAAUGAAAUUCAGAGCGGAGCCUCAAUGAUUGGUGACAGACUGAAGCACAAACCGAAUCAUUUCCAUCUGCUCUUAUUUUGAAAAGAAUGACUUGCACAGGAAAGUGGGCAGAUGAAUCAGUCAGCACUUCCUCUCAGAAUGGAUGCCUUAUCAAUAAUCCUCACACUUUCAGCAGCUGAGCAGGCUGAUUGUUUGUUUUGUGCAAUAUUGCGCCAUUUGUGUCACGGCUGAAGCCCCGCCCCCAGGAGGAGGGCGUGGCUUUUCAACACGAAGCAUUCGGCCUCCACCUCGGUUGGGGUUUCAGUCGUUAAAAUCCCAAAAAUGAGUGACGGCAGGAAUGUUUUCUGGUGUUUGAUGUAAAACACAAAACGUGAUGUCAUCAAUCAUGUGACUCCUUUCUGUGUUUGUGAAAUAGCAGUUUGAUUCACCUGCAUGAAGGUCUCAGACAUUCAGACCGCUCAGCCAUGUAUCAUGCACGCCCAUCCAUCCAUCCAUCCAUCCAUCCAACAAUAUGAUCCAGUCCAGCAUUUGAUCCGAUUAAACCCUCGAUCUGGUUUCAGUCUUGAUCCCAUCAACUUGACCCGAUCAAAACCUGGGUCUGCUCCAAUGCUUGAUCCCAUCCACAAUUGAUUGGAUCCAAUAUUGGGUCCAGUGCAUCGCUACAUCUGAUCAAACCCUAUUUCUGAUCCAAUAUUAGUUCUAAUCCAAUGCUGGAUCCGAUCAAAUCCUGGAUCCAAUCCAACGCUGGAUCCAGUCACAGUUACAUCCCAUCAACGCUCGAUCCGAUCCAACAUUUGAUGCAGUCCAGUAUUGGAUGCAAUCCACAGAUAGACCUGAUUGAACCCUGGAAACAAUCCAGUACUGAAUCUGAUCCAACGCUGGAUC
Molecule: messenger RNA, 3892 nt
Organism: Cololabis saira (Pacific saury)
Lineage: Eukaryota; Metazoa; Chordata; Actinopteri; Beloniformes; Belonidae
Gene: tmem259
Product: transmembrane protein 259
Exons: 12
Coding region: 445-2454 (669 amino acids)
Biological process (GO): positive regulation of ERAD pathway; response to endoplasmic reticulum stress
Cellular component (GO): endoplasmic reticulum
Source: RefSeq, a predicted model, not a curated record